AUGCGAACUCCACGCGUCAAAAACAAAGUGAACCGACCGCCACCCCUGAUCCGCAGGCCAAAGUAUUGGUGCCCACGUUUGUGCUCCGGAGCUCAUUGUUUCUGUUUAAUAACUAAUCGUGGGGCAGAAGGAGAGCUUUUCUGCAAAUACGUGAUGAGCGCUCCUGUCUCGGUUACUGCGCUCUCUGCGCCGGGCAAGGUCCUCCUGACUGGUGGAUAUCUAUGUCUUGAUCGUUCCUACACCGGGACCGUGUUCGCCCUCAACGCCCGCAUCCAUGUCAUUGUCCAACAAUUGAAGAGAGGUCACCCCCGCGGCGCCAAUGCGCCCGCCGGAGAGGCUGAAGCGGAGGAGGGGACAGUGAUAGUGCGUUCCCCGCAGUUCGUCGAUGCGAUAUGGGAAUAUGGCGUGCAGCGAUGCGAGAAUGGUGGGGGUGUCAAGGUGGUGCAGAAAGGGGACGGCAAGCGCAAUCCUUUUGUGGAGACAUCUCUGAGCUAUGCCUUGACUUACAUCAGUUACGUUGCUGAUUCCAAGGACUUUGGAUCGUUGUCUGUCACCAUUAUGGCCGACAAGGAUUAUUACUCCGAAACUGAUGCCUCGAAGGGCAAAAAGGUGAAAGGUCGCAGCGAUGACUUUGUUGACUUCGGAGUUCCUCUCUUUGAAGCUCAUAAGACCGGACUAGGCUCUUCCGCUGCACUGGUUACUGCUCUUGUCUCCGCUGUGGUCAUUCACCGCACCAUGCAGCCUGAGGAUCUCGGCGCUGCUCGCGAUAAGCUUCACAAUCUCGCUCAAGCAGCUCACUGUGCAGCUCAGGGAAAGGUCGGAUCUGGAUUUGAUGUUGCCAGCGCCAUCUACGGGUCUUGUCUCUACCGUCGCUUCUCGCCUAAGAUCCUGGAAUCCAUCGGUGAUGUGGGUUCGGAUGGGUUCGAAGAACGUCUGUUUGCCCUUGUAGAGGACUCCGACCCCAAGCAUCAAUGGGAUACCGAAUGUGUCGACUUUGGCAUGCAACUUCCCCGCGAUAUGCAGCUUGUGCUGUGUGACGUGGACUGUGGUUCUGAAACCCCCUCAAUGGUCAAGAAAGUCCUCGAGUGGAAGAAAAACAAUCCCGUCGAAGCAACUUUGCUCUUCCGCAAUCUGCAGCAGAACAACGAGAAGCUACGCCAAGAGCUUAAGCGCAUGGCCCAAACCCCCGGUCUCAAUUUCGACAACUUUAAGGGAAUCAGUGCCUUGAUUAAGCACACACGCCAUCAUAUUCAGACCUUGACCCGCCUGACCGGCGUCCCCAUUGAACCCAGCAUUCAGACUGAGCUGAUCGACAGCCUCACAAAACUUGAAGGUGUUAUCGGAGGUGUUGUCCCGGGAGCAGGAGGCUAUGACGCCAUUGCUCUUUUGAUCCAGGAUGAUCCAGCUGUGGUCGAGCGCGUGAAGGCCCACGUUGCGAACUGGACGAGCAAGGUUGAGGAUGACUUUGGAGGCAGUAUCGGCAACGUACGACUCCUAGAUGUUUAUCACGGAUCCGAGGGCGUGAGAAAUGAACUGGUAGAUCAGUAUGCUGGCUGGAUUUGGACACAGGAUUUAGCUACACAAGGCCGGUCUUGA
This is a messenger RNA of Penicillium salamii, 1596 nucleotides long. Lineage: Eukaryota; Fungi; Ascomycota; Eurotiomycetes; Eurotiales; Aspergillaceae. The record is from the annotation of a GenBank genome assembly.